Galeopterus variegatus (Sunda flying lemur) is the source of this 1732-nucleotide messenger RNA. RefSeq names its product phosphatidylinositol glycan anchor biosynthesis, class B (gene PIGB). Gene Ontology annotation, molecular function: alpha-1,2-mannosyltransferase activity. The record is from RefSeq and is a predicted model, not a curated record. The transcript has 11 exons. Gene Ontology annotation, cellular component: endoplasmic reticulum membrane. Gene Ontology annotation, biological process: GPI anchor biosynthetic process. Lineage: Eukaryota; Metazoa; Chordata; Mammalia; Dermoptera; Cynocephalidae. The coding region runs from base 18 to 1481 and encodes 487 amino acids.
AUCCCAGCAAGUGCGGGAUGGAGGGGGAGCGCGGCGGUGGCACCCUUGCUUUCCGCGGUCUCCAGAACCGCUCCCGUGAGAAGAUGAAGCUGCGGAAGAGAAAGUCUGUCUUGUACCUCAGCGCCCAGGAGAAGAGCACUGGGUGCCGCGGAAUUCUCGGAGAAAACAUUUAUCUGGUCUUGUUUAUCAUAGCUUUACGAAUAUUUAACUGCUUUUUAAUCCAGACAAGUUUUGUUCCAGAUGAAUACUGGCAAUCUCUUGAAGUUGCACAUCACAUGGUUUUCAAUUAUGGUUAUUUGACCUGGGAAUGGACAGAAAGAUUGAGGGGUUACACUUACCCCUUAAUCUUUGCAAGCAUGUACAAGAUUCUGCACCUUUUGGAGAAAGAUAGUGUCCAACUGCUGAUUUGGAUUCCUAGACUUGCUCAAGCACUUCUGUCUGCUAUAGCAGACAUGAGGCUUUACUCAUUAAUGAAGCAACUAGAAAAUCAGGAAGUGGCAAGAUGGGUGUUUUUUUGCCAGUUGUGUUCUUGGUUCACAUGGUAUUGCUGUACCAGAACCCUUACAAACACCAUGGAAACUGUUCUCACCAUAAUUGCUCUUUUCUACUAUCCUUUGGAAGGGUCAAAGUCUAUGAACAGAUUUGUCACUUUGAGUUUGUCUCUGAUAAUUGAUCGUAUUUUUUUUGGCCAAUGGACUCUGGUUCAAUUUAAUUUUUUGAAAUUUAACGUGCUGCAGAAUUUGGGAACAUUUUACGGUUCUCAUCCAUGGCAUUGGUACUUCAGUCAAGGAUUUCCAAUUGCGUUGGGUACUCACUUACCCUUCUUUAUUCAUGGCUGCUUUCUAGCCCCAAAGAGGUACCAGGUACUUUUGCUGACUGUGCUGUGGACACUGCUAAUUUAUAGUAUGUUGGGCCACAAAGAAUUCCGGUUUAUCUAUCCAGUUUUACCAUUUUGUAUGGUGUUCUGUGGAUACUCACUAACCCACCUGAAAACGUGGAAGAAACCAGCUCUAAGUUUCCUGUUUUUAUCAAAUGUGCUCCUCGCCCUCUAUACUGGUUUAGUUCAUCAACGAGGUACUCUUGAUGUCAUGAGUCAUAUUCAAAAAGUCUGUUACAACAGUCCCAAUAAAUCUGCAGCUUCAAUAUUUGUAAUGAUGCCUUGCCACUCUACUCCUUAUUACAGCCAUGUUCACUGCCCGCUUCUAAUGAGAUUUCUCGAAUGUCCACCUAACUUGACUGGAAAAAGUCAGUAUCUUGAUGAAGCAGAUAUAUUUUACCUAAAUCCCUUAAACUGGUUACAUAAAGAGUUUAACAAUGAUGCAUCACUGCCUACUCACUUGAUCAUUUUCAGCGUUUUGGAGGAGGAAAUAAGUGCUUUCCUAAUUUCAAGCAAUUAUGAGAAAACUGCUGUUUUCUUCCACACUCACUUGCCAGAAGGUCGAAUUGGAAGUCACAUAUAUGUCUAUGAACGCAAGUUAUAAGGGAAACUCAACAGAAGAUGAAAUUCUGAACUGUGUUUAGCUCUUUCCUAGAGAAGACAUUGCUGGGUGGAACUAUUCAGAUGCUGUUUAAAUAUUUUAGUAAACACUGGGUAAGAGUCACGUAACUUGCCAAAAAAUCUCGGUAUAAACUGCUUUACCAAAUAUCACUACUGCAGAAAUGUAUAAAAUAUCAAAGUGUACAAUCACAUACUAGUACAAUGCCAGAUUUUAAAUAAAGACCAUUAGUUUUC